UUCAAUGCAAGAUUUUUUUUCUUGCAUAAAUUAUGUUCAUGACGUAGUGGCAAAAGGGGCACAUUUCUGGCGAUUCUCACCGACUUUGUGCCUCACAUGGGAGCUUGUGAGGUGCCUGGAGGCUUUUUGGGGGGGCGGGGGGUAUAAAGCGAAGUGUUGGCAUUGCUGCGAGUCGAGACAAGAGGCCAGAUCCCCCAAAACAUUGGAGCCCUCCUUCUUAUCAAUGCAAAUGGCUUUUGUGUGUGCAGCCACUGCGCCUGUCUGGGAGCUGAGAUGCAUUUUUAAUUAGCUGCGACUGAACCAAACUGUGACAAGGACCCCGUAGAAGCGGAGGAUAGAAGUAGUACAGCCAAGCCAUGAAGUCCCAGGACCUUCCUACCUGUGAUGCCCCGCUUGCUGUCAACGAACAGCUGUUCACUGUCUGAGUGCAGAAGUCUUUUUUCAGCCAUUUAAGCUCGGUCCUUUGAAAUUACCUGCCAGAGGUGACCAGGUCAUCGUGAUGUCUGGGCAUGAGACGAUACGUGUGCUAGAGGUUGAGGUUGAUGCAUCUUUGUCUUCAUUGGGGUCUGAGGAGAAGAGUAGUGAGAUCAAAACAGAGGAGGGUAGGCCUCAACCAGAGAUUAGUCAACCACGGGAUGACCAUGCUGGACCGCAGAAUGGUGCUGGUAAACAGCAAGCAGCAUCCGGAGAGGCGCAACACCCCGCUGUUCAAACCCUCACUCCGACUGUGCCAAUCAGCGUAUCGGUACCGCAGACUCCGGCGGCCACUGUGCCUGUCACGGUGCAAGGUUGUUCUCAGGUUCUGUCCCAAGAAAGUCUUGCCUCUCUGAUGACAGGCAUGUUGGCCCAGACAGGCUCCUUGGGCCAACCCCUGCUUAUCCCCAUUAGUAUGGCAGGUUCUAUUGGUGGCCAGGGGGGUCUAGCUGUUCUCACCCUGCCUACAAAUAAUGUGGCCACUCUCUCUGGACUGGCCACUGCCGCCACACAGUCUGCAAACCUCCUUAAAUUGCCCUUUGCUGGCCUUCAAGCAGCGACUGUUCUGAAUUCUAUUCAACCUCAACUACAAACCGGCCCUCAGGCGGUGUUCCAGUCUCCAGCAGGUUCCAUGCAACCAGUGCACACAGCCUUGCAACAGCCCUGUGGUGGCUUGACGUCCCAGACGACACCUGUUGUCAUCUCUGCUUCUCAAGAGGUUCAACCGACUACUGUUGCUACCCAGUCCAACAUAUCAGUGGCUGCGCUGCAGACGGCUGGGCUCUCCAUCAAUCCUGCACUGAUUAAUGCUGCAUCACUUGGUGUGCAGAACCAGUUUCUCAGUUCCCUCACUUCAAGCCCCAUUAUCACCAACGCUAUGUCCAACCUCCUGCCAAGUCAAAUUCUGACAACUACACAGGGGCAGGUGAUAGGAACUCUUCCGUUGUUGGUGAACCCAACUUCACUAACUGGGGGAGCUGCUACUCCAACCCUCCCCCUCCAGGGUCUGCAGGUUCAGACUGUCACCCCGCAGCUGCUCCUCAACAACCAGGGUCAGAUCUUUGCCGCGGUCGGGAAUGGAGCCGCCGCGAUGGGGGCCUCUAAUGCUGUUCUGCCCAAAGCUGCUGUCCCACUUACAACAUCUAAAUCAAACCCACUGUCACCGGCAACAGCUGCCACUCAGUUGCCAGUUGUCAUAGCCCCUCAGCCGUCAGUCCUCAAAAGCACCACCUCGCCAUCCUCUUCGCUCCCCAUCACCUGUGGCGAUGCAGCAAAAGUGGGCCAGCUUGUCAGCAAGCCCCAUCAGACUGUCAGCAGCGAGGAGGGCAUCAAUCUGGAAGAAAUACGUGAGUUUGCCAAGAAUUUCAAAAUCCGUAGGCUUUCAUUGGGGCUGACACAGACUCAAGUUGGACAGGCUUUGACCGCUACAGAGGGCCCAGCUUACAGCCAGUCCGCCAUUUGCAGGUUUGAAAAGCUGGACAUCACCCCCAAGAGUGCCCAGAAGUUGAAGCCAGUGUUGGAGAAGUGGCUUGCUGAAGCUGAGCAUUGGAACCAGAAAGGCCAACAGAACCUGAUGGAGUUUGUUGGUGGCGAGCCGUCAAAGAAACGCAAGCGGCGCACUAGUUUUACACCUCAAGCAAUUGAAGUCCUCAACUCCUACUUUGAGAAGAACUCACUGCCAACAGGCCAGGAGAUCACUGAAAUUGCAAAGGAGCUGAACUACGACCGAGAGGUGGUGCGGGUUUGGUUCUGCAACCGACGACAGACGCUGAAAAACACGAGCAAAAUUAACAUUUUUCAGAUACAGUAGAAAAGUGAAUAUUGUAGAUUUUGUUGUAUAUACAAAAAAUAACAAUUUAUGACUUAAUGCAAGUCAGUACUAAAGUGAGCCCUUGAGUUUUAGGGACGAGUGUACAGUAUACUGUAUAUGCAUGUUCCUCCUAUUUUUUUUUGCUUUAAAAUACGCAAACGUAAGGAUCAAACAUUUGUGGCAUUAUUGUUCAGAAUUUUGAGUAAAGUGGAACAUCAAGCAUGGAACUCCUCGAAAGUCUUUCUGGGAUCCUUUCAUUUGUUUGGCUUUUUAUGUUUUAACCAUCUACAGUAUGUUACUUUUACUUUGGCUUUUUUUUUUUCCCCAGUAAGACUUCUACGUAACCAUACAUGUUAUCACCUGGUAUCAAACUGUUAACUUUUAUUUUACACCUGUGUAACAAAAAUUGUUUUCAAAUUUGAUUCAUGACAAUCAACUAACUCACCUUGCACAUUAUGGGCCUCAGUAUUUUUAGUUAGUACAUAGUGUUGCAUUGUUUUUUAAAGUGAUUAACUUCUUUGAUUUUUAUUUUUUUACCAUUUUAUGACAGUUAAGAAUGUUAAACUUCA
Corythoichthys intestinalis (scribbled pipefish) is the source of this 2853-nucleotide messenger RNA. RefSeq names its product POU class 6 homeobox 1 (gene pou6f1). The record is from RefSeq and is a predicted model, not a curated record. Gene Ontology annotation, molecular function: DNA-binding transcription factor activity, RNA polymerase II-specific; RNA polymerase II cis-regulatory region sequence-specific DNA binding. The coding region runs from base 500 to 2284 and encodes 594 amino acids. The transcript is spliced from 12 exons. Lineage: Eukaryota; Metazoa; Chordata; Actinopteri; Syngnathiformes; Syngnathidae. Gene Ontology annotation, biological process: regulation of transcription by RNA polymerase II.